GAUUUAAAGUACUUGAGGAAAUUGGCUGUUCAGAAAGCCCAUACAAUCUUUUCAUAGCCACUGAUUAGAAACCGCUUCGAUGUAAAAAUCUACCUUAAGGCUAUUCAACCUGUUCUACAUAUACUUCUACGUAACUCGCAAUUGUUAAACGUUUGUUUCUCGGUCACACAUUAGCAUCACGAAUUUUCGGUUAAAAUCACAACUACUUUUAGGUUGCGGUAGUAUAUACGCGCCUCCAACUCUACUAGGCGGUUCCAUAUCUCUAGAAUAAAAAGGCAAAGUUUUAUUUUGACUUCGACUCGGCUGGCUACGAUGAAGCGCUUCUUUUCAACGACGAUAUUUUUACUUCUGUUAUUUACUGGAGUCAAGACGGAAUCACGUGGAGGACAAACAGGGGACGACGAUGGCGACGAUGUUUAUGAAGUUGUCCUUAACGAUGUCUUGGUGGCAUUGAAUGAUGCUGUGAAUUACGUAAGCCAGAAGUACCGGGAGGUGAACCUGGAUGCUGUACUUGGUCUUCGAAUGGCCGAAGGCCAAUUAAGCGUACUUUUGGAAAGAAUGGAAACUGCCGAGACGGUCCCGCACAUACAAGAAAUGACACUGGAACGAAUUCGGGGUUUACAAGAAAAAAUGUCGUUUCUGUGUGAUAUAACCCAGCCCCAGUUAACCAAGUCAGACCCCGAACAACUUGCAUGUAAGUUUGCAUACAAGUCAUAUUAA
This is a messenger RNA of Saccoglossus kowalevskii, 720 nucleotides long. RefSeq names its product UPF0764 protein C16orf89 homolog. Gene Ontology annotation, cellular component: cytosol; membrane. The record is from RefSeq and is a predicted model, not a curated record. Lineage: Eukaryota; Metazoa; Hemichordata; Enteropneusta; Harrimaniidae.